AUGGAGUUCUGGAUAGACGACGAGCUGCCAGAUACUUGCAUAAGGCUCUCCAAGGAUUCCAUGAUCCUGGCCAAAAUCAACACAAAAUGCGGCAUAGGCGUUGCGCAAGUCUUGGAAGUUCUGGAGGAUCCGCAUGGCGAGGCAGGGCUGGCAGUGCGCUAUGGGUGGUUCCCAGCGGAUGUGGUGGACCUGAAAUUGCUGGACUUCCCAAAAGUCUCUGUGCAGUUCCCGCGCCAGGUGUUCUGGCAGAAGGACGACUGCGAAGACGGGGUCCGCCACGUUAGCGGCCACAAUGAGGGAAGGGCAUGGAAUGAUGUGCUGAGCUGGACGCACGUGGGGGCGCCCUGUGUGGUCAAGCACCGGUCUGUGCUGACGCCAGAAGAGCUGCAGGCCUGCCGGCAGCCCCUGCCAGAGAGCGAGGUGGCUGCCUCCUUGGACCCGGACCACCCCGAGAUAUUUUUUUACAGCAUGCAGUACGACCACACAGUGAAGCGCUUCGAGACAGAGUGGCUUGAGCGCGAUGCUGGCAUCAAGGAGGAUCCCUUGGGCUGUGAGGGUCCUCUGAUAAUGUGGGAUGCAUUCUGUGGCGCUGGCAAUUGCUCAAAGGGGGCCCAGCUGCUGACAGAGGCUGUCCGCCGCGCGGCUCAAGCACUGGGAAACUCCACUGCUGCAAAGCGCGGCUUCGAUGUCAAGGUGGGCAUCGAGUACGACAAGGAGAUCUUCGGCUCCUACCUGGACAACACCAGUGGAGGGGACAUGGACUUGGGCGAAUUCAUGUCUCUGGAGGCUUUCGUGGAAGGCGAGAAGUAUCAGGAGACAGGGGAGAUGCCAAAAUGGGGGGUGCCGCCUAAGAAGGAUAGUGUUCAUCUGCUGCAUGCGAGUCCCCCUUGCCAGAGCCUCUCCAAGCUGAACAUGUUUUCGGAUGAGGGCAGUAUUGAGAACAAGCUCUUCCCGAUACUGGAGCAGCUGGUGGAGCUGGUGCGGCUGAUCAGGCCGACCUUCUUCACUCUGGAGGAAGUGACCACCUUCCUGAUGCAUUGGGCGCCCCUCGCUGGCAAGCAGAAGGGCAGUGGGACAAAAGUGGUGCGCUGUGUGUGGGCGAUCGUGCUGCCUCUGCUGGACGAGGGCUAUCAGAUCGACGUGCGCAUCCUCAACGCGGUGCACUAUGCAGUACCCCAACUCAGAAAGCGCCUCAUCAUGUUUGCUGCCAAGCCGGGCUACGUUCUUCCCAGGCCGCCCACUCCCUGGACGCACUACGACGCGAACCCGGACGAUGCCGAGGAGCCCUCUGACAGUGUUGAUAUGCCGGAGAAGCGGGGCCGCCGCGGCUGCAGCUUGGUGGAGAACUGCAGGGACAAGGCGCUGCUGAACGUUCCUCCGAGCUGGGAAAAGCCCUGCUGGGCAUCGGUGGCCGUCGGAUCGGCCGCCGCGCAUGCCGGGCCGGCCGGGCCGCUGCCGGCCGCGCUCACCGCGCGCGACGCCAUCGACGACCUGCCGCUCUCCGUGUUGCCCGGCCAGGGCAUGCAGACACACCAGUAUGGCCGGGGCUGGAUAAAGAAGCAGACCGACUACGUCAAGUUUCUGCGAUCUGAGGAGGACAAGUGCUUGUACCACAACUGGCUGCCGAAGGCGGAGAAGAACACUCUCAAGUGCCUGAACAGCCCCGAAAAGCGCUCGGACUAUGACCAGCCGUACCCAACCAUCUUCGGCUCUGUCAGCCACCACGCAGCUCACAUGCUGUGCCCGCGGCCCGAUUCGAACCGGCUGUGCAGCGUAGCAGAGAAGAAGCGGAUGCAGUGCAUGAUGGAUGGCAUGCGACUGGGGGGGCACAUCUCGAAGCAGAUGCAGCAGGUGGGCAACGCUGUGCCGAUGCUGCUGGCCUGGGCAAUCUUCGGCGCGGUGUUCGAGGCGGCCUACGGCGUCGAAGCACCCCUGCCGGACUUUGUCAAGCAGCGCCAGAUCGCGGCCGGCAAGCGCGCCGCCGAGGCACCUGCCGAGGAAGCUUCCUUGGAGACCCUGAGCAUGGAAGGCAUGGAGAACGGGGCGCCAUCAGCCGAGAGCGACUUGGUGCGCCCCGACGAGGAGGCCGGCCCCAGCACCGCGCACGCCGCGGCCUCGGCGCCGCGAAAGCCGGCGGCCGCCCUGGGGCCCCCGACGCCGGAAAAGCUGCCGCAGCCGCCGCCGUCCCGGCGGCCGUGCAAGGCCGCGGCGGCAGCCGCCGCCGGUGCGGGCGCGGCAGCGCAUGUGCCGGCAGCUGCUGGCAAGCAGAGCGCGAUUGCCGGUCUGGCCGACGCAGCCGUCGCAACCGAAAGAGCCGCGGCGAAGCCGCCGGCACGCCGCGUCCGGACCGCUUCUGUCGAGUCCCCGACGGCCGCAGCGGCCGAGGCACUGCAGGAGCUGGCAGAGGAGAACACGCCGAAGCGGCAGCGGGUCGGCGCUGCUGUUGAUGAGGAAAUCCCACGGCAUGUUUUGCGCAUCAUGGGCAGCCCCGGCGGCCGCGGCGGCUCGCCGGGCCACCCCCGCGGCGUGCGCCAGACCAUCGAGUUCUACAGCCACAGCGAGCGCCCAAUCAGCCUUGCGCCGACGCCAAAGAGGGGCUUGCCAGCGCCAAGGCACCGCCCGGGUCACGCCAGGCGCUCGGCCAGCCCGCCACCGCUCAGCCCGUGGGCAGGGCGCGCCCCGCGGAGCCCGGCAAACAGAGAAGUUCCCCCCGCCUCGGUUGCCAGCGCCACGGGUGGAACCAGCGUUCCCUCAACGGCGCAGCCGUCCCCGGCAGCCGCCAGCACUGCUCCCCUGGACGCUCCUCAGCACCCUGCGCCUGACCGCGCAGCUGCCGCGGGCAACACCGCUGCAGCCGAGAAGGUCAUCCCUGAUGACAAUGGCUCCGCGACGGCAGAGGCCCCUGCAGCAGAGGUGGGCCUCGAGUCUGGCAGCCCCCGGCAGCUAGACGGGGGGAUGUUCCCUCUUGACAGGAGCCGCACGGCGUCACCGGCCCGGCUGGCCGCGGCGGCCGCCGGCAAGGCAAGCGCCGCCGGAUUUGAUGACGACGCGGCGCCGCCGAACACUCAGGUGCAUCAGGCAAUGGCGGGCAUUGGGGCGCUGCUGGGCCACUUGGAAGGGACACCCGCGAAGCACCCGGCAGAUGCGGAGAAUGCGCGGGGCUCAGAGGCGGAAGAGGAGGUGGACAUUGUGGGCUGGGGCCCAGAGGAUGCUUUGUUGCUCGAGGGCAAGGCGGCGGCCAAUGCGUUGGCCGACGAGAUGGCGAACGGCGCGGUGCGCAGCGCGGACGCUAUCUGCGACCUGACCUCCGACGACAUGCGCAUCUUUGAGGAUGGUGCACAUGCAGCGCCUGAUCAGGACGUGGCAGCUGCGCCAGAAAAGGACGUGGCAGAGGCGCCAGAACAGGCGGCUUCCGAGCCGCUGCAGCCGCCGCCGCUGCCGGCGCGGCCGGCCGCCAGUGCGCAGGCAGCCCCGCCAACUCAGGAACCAUCAUGGCUUGAAGAAGAAUUCGGCCCGCCCGGCCCCUACCAUCAGCGGCCGGCUCAUGCAGCCGCACUGGGACCGAGCCCCAGCACCGGCGCUGCAGCGGCCGGUGAGACCUCCUUAAGUGGCGCUCAGGCUUCCCAGCCGGCAACGUCCUGCGCGGCUGCGGCUGGUGGCAGCAAGGCCGUCACCUGCCCCGGCACCGGCGCCGGCCGCACAGAGGAGGGAAUAUCCGUCACCGAUCCGAUUGCCAGAGCCCCUGCUUCCAGUGCAGGCGUCGCAGCUGCUUCGGUGGGCGGCGGCUUGUCUCUGAGCGGUGCGGCAGAGCGUGAAGAUGUGGUGGAGCGUGGGCAGAGGAGCAAGUGCGGAGAGGCGUCCUCGGAGGAAGGCGACAUUGAGAUCAGCUUGUCCCUUGACGAUUUCUGA
Molecule: messenger RNA, 3909 nt
Organism: Coccomyxa subellipsoidea C-169
Lineage: Eukaryota; Viridiplantae; Chlorophyta; Trebouxiophyceae; Coccomyxaceae
Product: S-adenosyl-L-methionine-dependent methyltransferase
Exons: 17
Coding region: 1-3909 (1302 amino acids)
Cellular component (GO): nucleus
Molecular function (GO): methyltransferase activity
Source: RefSeq, a predicted model, not a curated record